Messenger RNA from Eubalaena glacialis (North Atlantic right whale), 1314 nucleotides. Its product is annotated as thimet oligopeptidase-like. Gene Ontology annotation, biological process: proteolysis; peptide metabolic process. Gene Ontology annotation, cellular component: mitochondrial intermembrane space. Gene Ontology annotation, molecular function: metalloendopeptidase activity. Lineage: Eukaryota; Metazoa; Chordata; Mammalia; Artiodactyla; Balaenidae. The record is from RefSeq and is a predicted model, not a curated record.
AUGCCGUUUCUGGAGAACUGCACGAUCCUCGGGGAGCUGGUGAGGCUGCAGGCCCAGAAGUCCUGCCUGCUGGGGUUCAGCACGCGUGCCGACUCCGUGCUGGAGAUGAACAUGGCCAAGACCAGCCAGGUGGUGGCCACUUUCCUAGAUGAGCUGGCCCAGAAGCUGAAGCCCCUCAGGGAGCAGGAUCCUGGAGAAAGAAGGCUAAAGUGCCAGAGGCGGGGCCUGCACUUCGACGGGCCCAUCAACGCCUGGGACCUGCGCUACUACAUGAACCAGGGGGAGGAGACGCGCUACCACGAGGACCAGUACCUGCUCAAUGAGUCCUUCCCCAUGCAGGUGGUCAUGCGCGGGCUGCUGGGCAUCUCCCAGGAGCUGCUGGGGCUGACCUUUGACCUGGAGGAGGGCGCCAAAAUGUGUCACGAAGACGUGAGGCUCUACACGGUCCGGGACGCGGCCUCGGGCAAGGUCAUCAUCGGCAAGUUCUACCUGGACCUCUACCCUCGGGAAGGGAAGUCCGGGCACGCGGCCUGCUUCGGCCUGCAGCCGGGCUGCCUGCAGCAGGACGGGAGCCGCCAGAUCGUCAUCGUGGCCAUGAUGGCCAACUUCACCAAGCCCACGCCCGACCCGCCCUCCCUGCUGCAGCACGAUGAGCUGGAGACCUACUUCCACGAGUUCUGGCAAGCGAUGCACCAGCUCCGCUCUCAGGUGGGUGCGGGCGCGGGGCUGCGGGCAGAGGCCGGGGAGGGCCUGGGCGCGCGUGGUCCUCAGGCAGGCCCUCGGCACGGGAUUCUUCCGCUGAUGUCACCCCGCACGUGGCGACACCCUCGGUGUCAGCUUCCAUCAUCAAAGCCCACGCACUGGGCGCGCAGCGCCGUCCCCCAGGGGCUGCGGGACAAGCUCAUCAAGUCCCAGCAGGCCAACCCAGGCGUCUUCAACCUGCGCCAGAUCGUCCUGGCCGAGGUGGACCAGGCCCUGCACACGCAGACGCCCGCGGACCUAGCCCAGGAGAAUGCCCGCCUCUGCCAGGAGAUCCUCAGGGGCCCAGCCAUGCCAGGGACCCACCUGCCUGCGACCUUCGGCUGCCUGGCAGGAAAAUACAACGCCCAGUCCUAUGGCUACCUAUGCAGCGAGGUGUACUCCGCUGACACGUUCCACACACGCUUCAAGCAGGAGGGCGUCCUGAGUGGCAAGGUUGCCAUGGACUACAGAAGCUGCAUUCUGAGGCCAGGCGGCUCCAAGGAUGCCAAGGAGGAUACCUUCCUCCUGAGCAAAGGGCUGCAGGCUGAGGGCUGCAAGCCGCCGGCCUGCUGA